This is a messenger RNA of Physcomitrium patens, 5287 nucleotides long. RefSeq lists its product as uncharacterized. Lineage: Eukaryota; Viridiplantae; Streptophyta; Bryopsida; Funariales; Funariaceae. Gene Ontology annotation, molecular function: phosphatidylinositol binding. The record is from RefSeq and is a predicted model, not a curated record.
UUAGCUGCCAAAUUCAAUGAACUCCACUCCGGUUUUCUAAAUUUUCAAUGACCUGGAUUUUUCUUUUUUAGCGAUUGUCUUGAACGUCCGGUUAAAGUUGAUGCGGCGUUCAUGUGAAGAAGCUUCAUCAUCAGCUGUUUCUGAUUCUUCGCCUCUACUCGCACGCCACCUUUUUGGUCGCUCCAGAAUUCUUGAUCCGUCUCACAAUACUCACCAUAGUUGUUGUCGCCAUGGAGUAGCCGUCUUACGGUUGCCCCCCUCGACACCAGCUAGAACAAUGUGUAUUCUAAAGCGCACUCGUACCCAGCACUGAUCACGCGUGGAAGUUUGCAUCUCUGUUUACUCAGGUUGAGAGGAUGCCCCAUGCCCUGGAAGUCGAAUUCUAGAACUAGGUUCGGGGUUGGAUUAAUAUCUUGGUCACAGUUACCUCAGCAGGGAUGAUUCAAGGAGCUUGGGCGGGUUCGCAGAUCGUUGUCUCACCAGGUUUUGAAAUAGAAGAUUCUCUUACGAACGACUGAUUUUUAUUUUAGUUACAGCGAGCGGUGUUCUCGUCGUCUACUGCUACUGCUAGGGUUUGGCGUUCAGAAAUCCAGUGUUGAAGGCCUGGUUGCAAAGAAGUGUUAGCGGGAGAAUCGUUUUGGCAGUGGAUGUAGUGUGGCUGUGUCUUGUUGGAAAUUGACAUUGGAUGUCAUUCUCCUGGAUGUUAGCGUUGCCGAAAUUAUGUGGAUUUCCUGUAGGUGAUGCGUAGCUGAAGCGUGAAGAAUGCUCACGGCUCAUGAGUUCGUAGCAGCGUCAAUGGAAGGGUUCUAAAAGGCUUUACAGUUUUCAGCAACUUCGAAAGUCGUCGUAUUACAUGAUUUAGGAGUCUGGGGGAGGUAUUUAAGUGUCAUUGCAGAUUUUUUUUUGUUUUUUCAUUUUCAUUUUGAAUGCAGCGACCGACAGUUGUUGUGCUUGGCUGAAGCAUUUCGUCUUAGGUUGGUCAGGAUGGUUGUUAGGUUUUGGCAUUGGCAAGUGCGCCAUGAUCUUCGAGAAAAAAUUGGGUGUUGUGAACUUCGUACAUGUGGUAUUAGGCCUAGGCUUUCCGAGUCUGAUACUGAGGUCUAACGUAGAGAAUGCAAGCCGCAAGAGAAAAGCUGGGCAAGGAGUUGUGAAGCGAUUAUAAGAAAUCUCGUUUGAGAAGAUACGUCGAGGACCAGACUAGUGAAAGUGCAAAUAAUCAAGGUGUGUUUUGCGUUCCCGUAAAUGUACUCUGGAAUGACGGGAGCAGGAAGAGGGAAGCUGCGUCAGUGUUUAAUUAGAGGCACCGAAUGAAAUACUUAUGUUGCAGUCCUGCACUUGUGUGAGCCAAAACAACUAGUGCCGUGAUGCAUUUCUCUGUGCCCCACACCAAGGCACGACCUCCUGAUUGGCUCUGCAAGUGUGGCGAAUUAUGCUCGCCAAUCGAAUCCAUAUAGUUGUGUAAAAUACUGAGUUAUUGGCGCGCCCGACGCACCCGAGCAACCAUGAAGACUUGGAUGAGUUUGCUGGAGGAAGCUAAACGUCGGGCAAUUAUGGUCGUAGCUGUCGCCGUUACUCUUGCCUACAUGAUGUCUUUGACGAGCAGCUCCGUAUGGAUCAAUCUACCCAUUGCAAUCAUUGUCUUAGCUGCUUUGCGCCGUGUUUCAUUUGACAUUGAGAUUCGGUGGAGGCUUCCUCCAACUCAAACUUCUGCAGUUCCACAGUUACCGAUGCUGCAUCGACGUCAGCUGAGCAGCCAUGAUCCGCUUCUUUCUGAAGCAUCCCACACAGCUGCCAACAGAUGGCGCCACUACUUCAACUCUCCUGCCGUCGAGGCUGCUGUGGAUGAGUUCACCAGGAGCUUAAUUGAUGAAUGGGUAACCAACCUCUGGUAUUCUUCCGUUACUUCCGACGAAGAAGCACCGGAGGAGCUCCGCAUUCUCAUCAAUGGCAUGAUAGGCGUGGUUGCCCAGCGUGUGAAACGCGUGAACUUGAUAACUCUUCUCUCACGGGACGUGGUAGAUGUUGUGGGCUCUCAGUUUGAGCUCUAUCGGCGGAUGAAGGCGAAGAUUGGACCCGACAUAAUUGGCUCACUCUCUACAGAAGAGCGAGAUGAAAAGCUAAAAUAUGCAAUGAUGUCCUCUAGGGAGUUGCAUCCAGCGCUUGUUUCCCCAGAAGCUGAAUACAAGGUUUUGAAGAAACUAACGGGAGGAAUAGUUGCUUUAGUGCUUAAGCGACAAGACGCAAAAUGUGGACUGUUGAGAAUCAUGGCACGGGAGUUGUUGGCUUGUGUAGUGCUGAGGCCUGUCAUCAACCUUGCGAAUCCUGGGUUCAUUAAUGAGAUGAUUGAAAAUCUGGCACUCUCUUCGAAGGAGAGAGCGCGUCAAGCGGCUGAAGAGGCAGCCGAAGUAGCCAAGCAGCGAAUCCCGGAGCGCAUAUUGCAGAGGAAGCCUUCAAUUUCUGGUCUGGAGAUGAUUUGUUUGGAAAAAUCCCAGUCCACCGUGAGAGGAUUGGAAAUUGUUCCGUACCAGAAGAAUAAUGAAAGGCUUUUUACUUCAGUUGGAGACAUUGGGACGCCUUCCCCGUCACAGCUAUCAGUAGAUUCAAAAAGGUCCCAAGAGAUUGAGCCUGAUGAUGUAGGAGACUGGGGACUCAUUCCUCGUGCAGAUUGGGCCCAAGUUCUGGAUGCUGUAACCCAACACCGAGCACAAGCACUCACUGCUGAGCAUCUGGACAAUUUAUGGACUAAAGGGAGAAACUACAAGCAGCGAGAGAGUGAACGAUCUGUAGCUCUUGGUGGCACCACUCAAAGUAAGAAAGCCAAUGCUGAGAAAUCCACACCAACCAAAUCAAGCACCAAAGUAUCAACACUUUCUGCCACAAACAAGGAUAGUUCUGCAAGUUCAGACUAUGGAAAUGUAGUGCCCACUCCCGUCGUUUUCCUCAGUAAAGAUUUGCACACUAAGAAAGAACCCAGCUGCGCUAGCGAGCAGUACAGGGAGCUAUUGUUUGGAGAUGCAAAUGAUGGAGAUGAAACAAUGCCUGGGAUAGGAUUCUCGGCGGCUGAAACACCAGGUGGUUGCAGUUCUACUAAACUUGCUCCCAGUUGGAAAAGUGCAGACUUUGCGAGAUGUAGUAGUGAUGGGGAUUUUGUGACUUUCCGUAGAAACAAUGAAGCGAUUACAGAAAAUGACAAACAGGAGUGCAAUGUUUAUAAGAAUCUUUCGAAAUCAGAUUAUGGACCACUGAAUGUGCAGCGGCCUCCACGAUGUUUGUCACGUCCAAAGUCUAGAAACGUAGGUGGUGAACCAGAUGGGUGGCAAGAGUCGGAAGAAGGGCCAUCAGAGGGUCUUUUGACAUUUCUAGAAAGACCUUUAAGUUGGGAUCCAUCCAUUACAGACUGCAAACAGGUCAGCGUUGUGGAGGAAUCACUUCGCCCGUCUCUUAAGGCCCAGGCUUCGCUGUUGUUUACAGAAUCAACUUCUCAAAUGUUGCUGAAGUGUGAGGUCCUGGGAGCACAUUUUGAGAAAAAUGGAUCUAAGGCAUUUGUAGUGUACACUAUAAAGGUGACACAUACUGAUAAUCGAAACUGGCAAGUUCAAAGAAGGUAUCGCAACUUUGAACAGCUACAUAGGCGUUUGAAAGAUGUACCAUCUUACAGUCUCUGUCUGCCUCCUAAGAGGUUUCUCUCGUUCAACCUUGACACUACUUUUGUGCGGGAGCGUUGUGUACUUCUUGAGAAGUACUUGAAAGAUUUGUUAACAAUUCCCAGCGUAGCAGAAUUGCAUGAAAUUUGGGAUUUUCUAAGCGUCAACUCUCAGAUCUACUCGCCUGGGAUUUCACCGUCUGUGAUGAAGACGUUAGCAGAUGAUGUCGUGGAUGACGUCUUUCGCCAGAUUCGAGGUGUUUCAGAUGAUAUCUCUGGAGCCCUGAAGCUAGCAACGAGUGGGAUUCGGCAAAGGUUUCCGUUGGGCAGUGGAGAUCUUGGUCGAUCCGUUGCCACAAACAGUACCCAGAUUAGCACAACCUUGCCCUCCCAAAGUUCAACAUCUCAACUCAGUGGUCCAUUAGCAAUGCUUGCCAUUCCUGACGGAGACCUUGGUGAAAAGUCGCUUAGUAAUUCGACCUUAGAAGGGGAGUGUAAAGGAAAUUAUGGGACACAUUUAGAGGAUUCUGGUCAGGGAGUGGGUUCAAUUCAAUGGCACUCAGAUGGUGAAACCGCCAGGGAUCCUAUCGAGGUCAAUAUUUUAAAGACUGCGGCACCUGUUUUUAGUAGCCAGUCGGAAAUGAGGGGUUAUCAGCUGUUCGGAAGGCCCUUAGAGAGAGCUCUUUCAGAGGGACAUUCACCCGCGGAUUCAUUUGCUUCUGAUGUCAUUGAAGAUGAAUUGGUGAUUCCUCAGGAGUGGUCUCCGCCAAAAGUUACCGUGCCUAUUCUUAAUUUGGUCGAUCAGAUUUUUCAGCUUCAGGGCCGUGGCUGGAUCAGACGUCAAAUUCUAUGGAUUGCCAAGCAGAUUCUUCAGCUCGGUAUGGGUGAUGCUUUUGACGACUGGCUAAUUGCGAGAAUACAAUGGCUACGAAAUGAAGACGUCGUAGCAUCGGGUGUACAUUGGUUGAAGGGGGUGUUAUGGCCAGAUGGCAUUUUUAUUACUAAACACCCUAAAAAUUCAGCGGUUGUGGAAGACUCGGCGAAUGAAUUUCUUGACGAGGGUCAUCCACCAAUUAACUCAUUUGAGCUUAGACGGGAGGCUGCACGACGAGCUUCAUUUUUGCGAGAGAUCAUCGUUGAUAAAGCACCUGCCACAUUAGUCAGUCUUAUCGGCAAGAAGCAGUAUGUAAGAUGUGCGAAAGACAUUUACUACUUCAGCCAGGCUAGUGUGUGCAUGAAGCAGCUGGCUUACAACCUUUUGGAAACGGUUUUACUUGCUACAUUUCCAGAGCUACAUGAUUUGAUUCUUGAUGUCCGGAGCAGCGUCAAGUGACGAUUGCUCUCCAGGGAUGAUAAAAAUGACGGUGCAAAUGGUACCCCCAAAAUGUUGAGGAUGGCACAUUCACACAAGAAAUGCAAUUGAAGUGGAGUGUUUCUAACCUAGGUCAGGACUUUUUUUUAAUAAGUCAAGGAAAAAAGGAAGGAAAGAACCUGAGUCCCAUAAUCUGAGACUAUCAGUACCAUAGUUAGUAUACUUUUCCCCUGAAAGUGGGUGUACAGUGUUAGGGUGUGGAUAAAAUUGUGCGGAAAUAUUUAUUUGAUUCAGUCUAUGCGCAAGCGUGUUUCUUGUGGUAGCUUUUCUUA